Aegilops tauschii subsp. strangulata is the source of this 783-nucleotide messenger RNA. Lineage: Eukaryota; Viridiplantae; Streptophyta; Magnoliopsida; Poales; Poaceae. The record is from RefSeq and is a predicted model, not a curated record.
GGUUGCCAGCUUACAUCAAGAAAGCCAGCCCUUCUUGGAUGCCCUCUAUUCCUAUAGCUGUGGUCGUGGGAGAGGUUCUCUAUAGGGCGACCAGAUGUACGUGUUCAUGAGCCUAUAGACGCCAUGUUUGAUGUUGACGGCAUCGACAUGCCUACUUUCGGUCUGUGUUGGACUCGUCGCGAGAGACGCUUUGCUAGUGAUCAGACCAGGAAGGCAUACACAGCAUUGAACGAGCAGUUCGAUGCGUACACCGGGGUCAUCUGGCAGCCCUACACGGAAGCAGCCAUACAAGCGAGAUACCCUGCUGGUAUGUCUGUGCUAUGCACAAGGGACCGAGAUUACUGGAUGACAAAAUCUAAGAUCAUCUUCGAUGUCUUCGUCGAGGAGAUGGCACAACAGAGGGUUAUGAGGCAAUUUGGUCAUCUGCAGUUGGAGCUACCUCCCCCUAUAGAGAACCCGCUGCCAGCACACAUCCACAGGACGACAAGGAAGGGCAUGAACAGGACAACUGCUGACUGGCUAGUUAGACUAGAGCCGUAUGUUAUAGAAUGGGAGACAACAAACACAAAUCUAUGGCACGAGAAUCACAAUUUCGAUCUCGAUGAAUUCAAUCUCUAUUUGCGGCGCUACAUGACCGGAACACGGUUACGCAUUGUUGAGUACUCCCACCCAGAGGAGAUACCGGAUCCUACUCCGUCGGAUAUGUACCCGAGCUAUGAUACUUCCGGCUCUAGGCAGUACGCGGUAAGAUAUAUUUUCUUUACGUAAUGUUGUCACAUACUU